AUGGUCCUGACGCUGCUCCUCUCCGCCUACAAGCUGUGCCGCUUCUUCGCCAUGUCCGGCCCACGACCCAGAGCCGAGCGGCUGGUGGUGCCGGGGACCGAUCAGGGUGGCGGCGCGGGCCCGUGGUGGGCUUCGGGCGGCCGCGGGUCCCGCGAGGUGUCGCCUGGGGUGGGCGCUGAGGUGCGGGGCGCCCUGGAGCGUGCCCUGCCUGAGCUGCAGCAGGCGCUGUCGGCGCUGAAGCAGGCAGGGGCCGCGCGGGCUGUGGGCGCGGGCCUAGCCGAGGUCUUCCAGCUGGUGGAGGAGGCCUGGCUGCUCCCAGCCGUGGGCCGCGAGGUGGCCCAAGGUCUGUGCGAUGCCAUCCGCCUAGAUGGCGGUCUGGACCUGCUGUUGCGGCUGCUGCAGGCGCCGGAGCUGGAGACGCGUGUGCAGGCUGCGCGGCUGCUGGAGCAGAUCCUGGUAGCUGAGAACCGGGACCGCGUGGCGCGCAUCGGCCUGGGCGUGAUCCUGAACCUAUCGAAGGAGCGUGAACCCGUGGAGCUGGCACGGAGCGUGGCGGGCAUCAUGGAGCACAUGUUCAAGCACUCGGAGGAGACGUGCCAGAGGCUGGUGGCAGCCGGCGGCUUGGACGCUGUCCUGUACUGGUGUCGCCGCACCGACCCGGCGCUGCUGCGCCAUUGCGCGCUGGCGCUGGCUAACUGCGCCCUGCACGGGGGCCAGGCGGUGCAGCGACGCAUGGUGGAGAAGCGCGCCGCCGAGUGGCUCUUCCCGCUCGCCUUCUCCAAGGAGGACGAGCUGCUGCGGCUGCACGCCUGCCUGGCUGUGGCCGUGUUGGCCACCAACAAGGAGGUGGAGCGUGAGGUGGAGCGCUCAGGCACGCUGGCGCUUGUGGAGCCGCUUGUGGCCUCGCUGGACCCUGGUCGCUUUGCCCGCUGCUUGGUGGACGCCAGCGACACGAGCCAGGGACGCGGACCAGACGAUCUGCAGAGCCUCGUGCUGCUGCUGGACUCGUCCCGCUUGGAAGCCCAGUGCAUCGGGGCUUUCUACUUGUGCACAGAGGCUGCCAUCAAGAGUCUGCAGGGCAAGACCAAGGUGUUCAGCGACAUUGGCGCCAUCCAGAGCCUAAAACGCCUGGUUUCCUACUCCACCAAUGGCACCACUUCAGCACUGGCCAAGCGUGCACUGCGCCUGCUGGGGGAGGACGUGCCCCGGCGCAUCCUGCCCUGCGUGGCCAGCUGGAAGGAGGCUGAAGUGCAGACGUGGCUGCAGCAGAUCGGCUUCUCCCAGUACUGCGAGCGCUUCCGGGAGCAGCAGGUAGAUGGCGAUCUGCUUCUACGGCUCACAGAGGAGGAAUUACAGAGUGACCUGGGCAUGAAAUCCAGCAUCACCCGCAAGAGGUUCUUUAGAGAGCUCACAGAGCUCAAGACCUUUGCCAACUACGCUAUGUGUGACCGCAGCAACCUGGCAGACUGGUUGGGCAGCCUGGACCCUCGCUUCCGCCAGUACACCUAUGGUCUGGUCAGCUGUGGCCUGGACCGCUCCCUCCUGCACCGUGUGUCCGAGCAGCAGCUGCUGGAGGACUGCGGCAUCCGCCUGGGUGUGCAUCGAACGCGCAUCAUCUCUGCCGCCAGAGGUCACUCAAGUGAUAGAGGGCUAGCCUUGAGGAGGAUGUCCCUCACAGUGUGUGGUGGGAAGGGUUACACUUACUUGCUAUCUCUCUUGCUGGCCUCAGAAAUGCUACACUCCCCGCUGCCCUGCAGUGGCAGCAAGCCCAGUGGGGACACCCCAGAUGUUUUCAUCAGCUACCGAAGGAACUCAGGCUCCCAGCUGGCCAGCCUCCUGAAGGUGCACCUGCAGCUGCAUGGCUUCAGUGUCUUCAUUGAUGUGGAGAAGCUGGAAGCCGGCAAGUUUGAAGACAAGCUCAUCCAGAGUGUUAUGGGGGCCCGCAACUUUGUGCUGGUGCUGUCGGCCGGAGCACUGGACAAGUGCAUGCAGGACCAUGACUGCAAGGACUGGGUGCACAAGGAGAUUGUAACUGCAUUAAACUGUGGCAAGAACAUCGUGCCUGUCAUUGAUGGCUUCGAGUGGCCUGAGCCCCAGACUCUACCUGAGGACAUGCAGGCCGUGCUUACCUUCAAUGGCAUCAAGUGGUCCCACGAGUACCAAGAGGCCACCAUCGAGAAGAUCAUCCGCUUCCUGCAGGGCCGUUCCUCUCGGGAGUCAUCUGCAGGCUCCGAUACCAGUUUGGAGGGUGCUACAGCCAUGGGCCUGCCCUAGCCAGCCUCCCAGCAACCAAACCCUGCUGUGACUCCCAUUUCCAGAGUCUUCCCCCAAGGAACAGCUCCUCAAAAUGGCUGCCCGGGGCCUUCUCAGGAAAUGGCUCUGCCUUUCCCUACCCUCUUGGUCCACUUCAAACCCACUUUCCUCAAUAUCUGGAGGUGUGGGAGAAGUCUUCCUCCCUCAGACUCUGUCAUCAGGUUCUCUGCUUUCUACUCCUAGAGCCAGGUCCCUGCUCUGCUCUGGAGAAACAAGACAUUGAGGAGAAGGGAGAAGAGUCUUCUUCCUGAUUAGGGUAAAGGCAGGCAGCCUCUGGUAGGAAAUUAGAGAAAUAGGCUCUCUGCCUGGGCCUCUUAAGUCUGAGCUAGGGCCUAGGCCACAAGGCAGCCAGAGAUGCAUAUCCUGGUAUGGCUGUCCCCUGAGACUCUGGUCCCUGGCUUGCCCCUUUCUGCUGCCUUGUCAUCUUACUGUGGAACCACUCACUGCUGCCUCCCACACCCCCCUCCUUCUACCCCAGCCUUCCUUUGGGGCAGCUUUCUCUGCCAUAUCUCUGGUUUAGGUUGGGCUGAACUGGCCAUUUGGUUAUACUUUCUGGUGCAAAGAGUCACCCCUGCCUGGAUAGGGGAGGCUCUGUCUCAAAGCCACCUUACCCUAUUCCUUGGUAUUGUGCCUAAGGGUCCUGCCUGACCUAAGCAGGCUGGUUUACCCAGCCUCUCACCCACUCAGGCUUGCUCCCUGUUGCGCAGGGAAGCAACCAGUAGCCUAGGCAAAGCCUGCAAUUCUACGAGGCGAGAUCCCCAGGAGCACAGGUUAGUCUUAGGACAGUUUUUGCAACUGCAGUAUGCAUGCAACCCACUGGGAAUAUUGCUUAAAUCCAAUUCAGGAGAUGAGCAGGUUGGGGCUGAGUCUGCCAAUGGUCACUGACCCCCAGCUCCAAUGAUAUCGAUGCCUCAAAGGACAGUGCUUUGAGCAGCAGCUCCUCACAGACCCCUGCCAUUUCCCAAACCCUUCCUUCACAGUCUCUCAUCACCACAGCAUCCCUGUCCUGUAAUAUCACUCCCAUUGUGGAUAAGGAAGAGAGGCUGAGUGAUAAGCCCAGUUCCCAAGUCUACAAUGGCAACCCUAAGACACCCCAGGUGGAAUUGCUAUCCUGAACAUCAUCCCCCAGGAAGAGUGGGAGCCAGACAGAAGUGACCAGCAGGAGCAUCCCCCGGCCCCUCCCUGCACUGGAGGACUUGAAAGCAGUCAGGCUCCGGCAGGCAGAAUUGACUGAUACAGGCCAUGUAUCUGUCCCACUGUUUCCCUCUGAGGGUGGACGGGGAGGGGUCAAACAAGGCUGUUGUUACUCCCAGAUCUCUGCAUGGGGAGCUGGCCAAGUCCCCCUUGCUCUUGGAACACAUAAUCUCUCUCCAGGCUUGAACACCUUCCUUCCUCUCCUCUCCCUGCCAAAGACUUCUACUGGUCCUAGCCUAAAUCUGGCUUUGACUCCCCACCAUCCUCCCACAGCUAGGCAGUGAGAACUCUCACUCUCCAGGAGUAAUCCUAGUUGGUGCCACGACCUCAAGAGGUUCCCACCGGCAUUACUUGAGAAGUCACUAGUUUUUCUGUUUGAGACACACUCCAUUGCUGUCCACUGCCAUUGUCUGACCCUUUGGUGACCCCUGAGCCUCUCCUGUCUUCCUAGACAAUCAGAGCCCAAUCUCCUGACCCAGCCAAUGUCAGUGACCAGCCUCCCCACAGGCAGGCCUGUAGCUCAGGGGUGAUGCCCAUGACAAACAUGCUCAGACUGCAGCCAGAGCCAGCACCUGGGCUCCAGCUUCCACCCAGUCACUGCCCUGACUCAGAUCUUCAGGGCCAGGGUUUUCUGCUUGGCUAGUCUA
Messenger RNA from Dipodomys spectabilis (banner-tailed kangaroo rat), 4154 nucleotides. It is a transcript of the gene Sarm1, whose product is annotated as sterile alpha and TIR motif containing 1. Gene Ontology annotation, molecular function: NAD+ nucleosidase activity; signaling adaptor activity; protein binding. The record is from RefSeq and is a predicted model, not a curated record. Gene Ontology annotation, cellular component: dendrite. Lineage: Eukaryota; Metazoa; Chordata; Mammalia; Rodentia; Heteromyidae. The transcript is spliced from 10 exons. Gene Ontology annotation, biological process: response to axon injury; signal transduction; negative regulation of MyD88-independent toll-like receptor signaling pathway. The coding region runs from base 1 to 2274 and encodes 757 amino acids.